Danio aesculapii is the source of this 8082-nucleotide messenger RNA. It is a transcript of the gene col11a2, whose product is annotated as collagen, type XI, alpha 2. NCBI's taxonomy places the organism in Eukaryota, Metazoa, Chordata, Actinopteri, Cypriniformes, Danionidae. The coding region runs from base 416 to 6487 and encodes 2023 amino acids. Gene Ontology annotation, biological process: cartilage development; sensory perception of sound; collagen fibril organization. Gene Ontology annotation, molecular function: extracellular matrix structural constituent. The record is from RefSeq and is a predicted model, not a curated record. The transcript is spliced from 65 exons. Gene Ontology annotation, cellular component: collagen trimer.
CUCAUUCACUCUCUCUCUCCACACACACGCACACACACACACACACGCUCCCCUGCAUUUCGUGGGAGAAAGUAAGAAGAGGGAGAGAGAAAGAGAGAGAUUGAGAGAGAGUGAUUUGAAGCCUCUCUCUGCUCUCUCCGCUUUUCUGUUCUCUCAGACUCAAUGGGGCUCUAGCAAAAGGGAUUUCAAGCUGUAAAACUACAUAUUUAUUACCCGAACCCUUCUUUCUAUUUAAGUUUUGUACAUAGCACAGAUAACUUAUUGAAGAACAAGGUGGGUUUGCGUUUACGACGUCUCUAAAGGCUCUCUUAAAACCGACUCCACUGAGUUUUCAUGAGAGAAAAGAACCAAAAGGCUAAUUUCUGAAAUUGUCCUGCCUUGUAGUCAAACCAAAUCCGUGAAAAACUUGGGAACUAUGGAUAUUCGGAAGAAGCGGAGGCCGUGGUGCAUGGAGACCUCGUUUGUGCUCCUCCUGUGCCUUGCUAUGGCACAAGCAGAUCCAGUAGAUGUUUUGCGGGUGCUGCAGUUGCCUUCCCUUCCCGAAGGUGUGCAGAAGGUUCCAGGUUUCUGUACCUCCCGUCUGUCCGGCUCCCCUGAUCAUGCCUACCGCAUCACUAAAAAAGCCCAGAUCUCUGCCCCCACCAAACAACUAUUCUCAGGACGUUUCCCGGAGAACUUCUCCAUCAUGACUCUGGUUAAGGCCAAGGCUGGCCUUCAAGCCUUCCUGUUGUCCAUCUAUAAUGAGCAGGGUGUACAGCAGCUCGGACUGGAGCUGGGACGCUCACCCAUCUUCCUGUAUGAGGACCAGCAUCGCAAACCUGCCCCAGAGGACUACCCACUGUUCAAAGGCGUCAACCUGGCUGACGGCAAGUGGCACCGCAUUGCUAUUUCUGUGCAGAAGAAGAACAUCACUCUGAUCCUGGACUGCAAGAAUCGCAUCACCAAAACCCUGCCAAGGAGUAACAACCCAGUGUUGGACACCAAGGGCAUCACUGUUUUUGGAGCCCGUCUCCUGGAUGAGGAGGUUUUCCAGGGUGAGAUCCAGCAGCUGCUGAUCGCAUCCAACCCUCAGGCCGCGUAUGACUUCUGUGAGCACUACAGCCCUGACUGCGACUCCCCUCUGCCCAAAGUCCAGUCCCAGGACCCAAACACCUAUGCGGGCAAGGCAAACAAUGGCAAAGUCACUAAGCAAAAAGCCUCUCCAGCUGCAAAGGCUGCUCCAGCUAAACCCGCUAAAGCCAAGCCAACACCAGCACCCAAAACAGCGAAGAACAAACCUACAGCGGCACAAUUAUUGAUUUCAAAGAUAAAACCCACUCCUGCUUCUAAACUAGUGGCUAAACCAAAAGCAACUCCAGCACCAAAGAACGACAAAAAGAAGACCAAUGACAAUGGAAAAGUCAAUAAUGGUCAAACUAAAGUAAAUGGUAAUGGCAAUGGCAAGAGCAAUGGAAAUGGGAAAGACACUAAUGGCAAGGCUAAGGCUGGCAGCAAUGGUAAACCCAAUAACAACGGCAAUGGGAAUGGGAAUGGGAAAAAAACAAACGGAGAUGCUAAAACUAAUGGCAAUGGCCCGAAAACAGUGAAGACUGUGACCAAAGUAGCAACAACCAAGAAGUCAGAAAAUCCCACUACAAAAACUGUGACAGGAAAACCUAAAGCGCAGGUCAAAGCACAACCAACCAAAAGCAAGACAGAUAAAACGAAAGCCAAUGCAUCCCCUGCAAAACCAAAAGACACCAAAGCCAAAGUAGUCUCCGUCACUCAAAAGCCUGCUGUUUUCAAACCCACCCCCGUGCCUUUGCCUCGACCUUCAAAAAACAUCUUGGAUGUCAAUAACGUCAAAUCAAUGUCCAGGAAUUUCCCACCCUUCAACAAGGCUGUUGUGAGUGCCACCACCAUCAAGAAGAAACCGACCAAUGGUUAUCAACAGGACGUAGAUCCUGCUUACUCAGAGGCUGACCACACCCCCACAGAGACCGAUUAUUAUUACAAUGUAGAGGAAGAGGCGGCUCCACAGCCAGAGAGUGAUCUGACUGGAUAUGAAGAAAGCAUUAACCAGGUCGACGAGACUGUCCCCGUUGAGGAAAUGGAUGCUACUAAGACAGGUGGUGAGGUGGCGUCUCAAACGCCAGAAGAGCCCUUCACUGAGGAGUACAUUACAAGCGACUUUGGGAUGAAGGAGUAUGACUAUUCCUACAAGGACUACAAUGAGCCCAUCAUUGAGGGCAAGACGGAGGACACACUAGGCCCUGCCCUGUCAGCUGUGACAGAGGAGGGGGGUGCCUCAGUGCGAGCCAUUAAGGGAGAGAAGGGAGAGCCUGCUGUCCUUGAACCUGGCAUGCUGAUUGAAGGACCACCAGGACCAGAAGGACCAGCAGGUCUCCCUGGCCCCUCUGGCCCUCAAGGACAACCUGGUUCUGUCGGUGAUCCUGGUGAGAGGGGUCCUACUGGAAAGGCCGGUCUACCUGGAGCAGAUGGUGUCCCAGGACCUCCAGGAACCUCUGUCAUGCUUCCUUUCCGCUUUGGACAGAGCGCUGGAGAGAAGGGACCCGUUGCCUCUGCACAGGAAGCCCAAGCUCAAGCCAUUCUGUCUCAGGCUCGGCUGGCCCUGAAAGGACCAUCCGGGCCAAUGGGUUUCACUGGCCGUCCUGGACCUUUGGGUACACCUGGUAGUCCUGGCUUUAAGGGAGAAAGAGGAGACCCUGGUGCUCAGGGCCCUAGGGGUCCUCAGGGUGUGUCUGGUCCUCCUGGCAAAGCUGGUCGGAGGGGUCGCGCUGGUGCUGAUGGAGCCAGAGGGAUGCCAGGAGAGUCUGGAAUUAAGGGUGACCGCGGCUUUGAUGGCCUUCCUGGUUUGCCUGGUGACAAGGGUUAUCGGGGUCAACCUGGAGGAAUGGGACCCCCAGGACCACAUGGAGAGGAUGGAGAGAGGGGAGAUGAUGGAGAUGUUGGACCCAGAGGUCUUCCAGGCGAACCUGGACCCCGUGGUUUGCUGGGGCCUAAAGGGCCUUCUGGACUUCCUGGACCUCCUGGUGUUCGCGGAAAUGAUGGUCCACAUGGUCCAAAAGGAAACUUGGGACCACAAGGAGAGCCCGGUCCUCCAGGCCAGCAGGGGGCUCCAGGAACACAGGGAAUGCCAGGUCCACAGGGUGCGACUGGACCACCAGGAGAGAAAGGACCCACAGGAAAGCCAGGUCUACCAGGAAUGCCAGGAGCUGAUGGUCCUCCCGGUCAUCCCGGAAAGGAAGGUCCUGGUGGAACCAAAGGAAAUCAAGGUCCUAAUGGUCCUCAGGGGUCUAUUGGCUAUCCUGGCCCUCGGGGAUUGAAGGGAGCUCAAGGUAUCCGUGGACUGAAGGGUCAUAAGGGAGAGAAGGGUGAGGAUGGAUUCCCAGGAAUCAAAGGAGACUUUGGUGUGAAGGGAGAGAGGGGAGAGGUGGGCGUGCCCGGCCCGAGAGGAGAGGAUGGUCCUGAGGGGCCAAAGGGUCGUGUCGGACCCCCUGGUGAAAUUGGUCCCCUCGGCCUGUUGGGAGAGAAGGGUAAACUUGGUGUGCCUGGACUUCCUGGAUAUCCUGGACGUCAAGGAAUAAAGGGGUCCCUUGGUUUCCCAGGAUUCCCUGGUACAAAUGGCGAGAAGGGCACAAGGGGUUUGAUCGGAAAACCUGGACCAAGAGGACAACGAGGGCCGACAGGUCCUAGAGGGCAGAGGGGUCCCCGUGGGGCAACUGGGAAAUCAGGUGCUAAGGGUGGAUCAGGAAGUGACGGGCCUCCUGGACCACCUGGAGAGAGAGGACUAACAGGACCCCAGGGUGCUAACGGAUUUCCUGGGCCAAAGGGACCUCCCGGACCUCCAGGGAAAGAUGGACUUCCUGGACACCCUGGACAGAGAGGCGAAGUCGGUUUCCAAGGCAAAGUUGGACCACCUGGCCCACCUGGAGUUGUUGGACCACACGGUCCCUCUGGUGAGACUGGUCAGAUGGGUGAGCGUGGCCACCCUGGACCUCCAGGACCACCUGGCGAGCAAGGCCUAUCUGGCCCCUCUGGUAAAGAAGGAACCAAAGGAGAUCCCGGUCCUCCUGGUGGCCCCGGUAAAGAUGGACCCCCUGGACUUAGAGGAUUCCCAGGAGAGAGAGGACUACCAGGAACUCCAGGCUCUGGAGGACUGAAAGGAAAUGAAGGCCCUGCUGGACCACCUGGUCCUGCGGGUUCAUCUGGGGAGAGAGGUGGUGCUGGCACUGCAGGCCCUGUCGGCCCACCUGGACGACCUGGACCUCAGGGACCCCCUGGAACUUCAGGAGAAAAAGGAGUGCCGGGCGAGAAAGGUCCGGUUGGUCCAGCUGGUCGUGAUGGCAUCCAAGGCCCAGUUGGUCUCCCAGGCCCUGCCGGACCUCCAGGUACUUCUGGAGAGGAUGGAGACAAGGGUGAGGUUGGAGAGCCAGGACAAAAGGGAGCUAAAGGGUCCAAAGGAGAACAUGGUCCUCCUGGUCCACCUGGACCAAUGGGUCCUGUUGGACAGCCUGGUGCAGCGGGUGCUGAUGGUGAGACGGGUCCAAGAGGUCAACAGGGACAGUUUGGUGCCAAGGGAGAUGAAGGCACAAGAGGUUUCCCUGGUCCCCCUGGCCCCAUCGGACUGCAGGGUUUGCCAGGCCCAGGUGGAGAAAAGGGAGAGACAGGCGAUGUUGGACCAUUGGGUCCUCCUGGUCCUCCAGGGCCGCGUGGUCCUGCUGGUCCUAAUGGCGCUGAUGGUCCCCAAGGUCCUCCAGGAGGUUUGGGUAAUCCAGGACCCAUAGGAGAGAAGGGUGAGCCUGGUGAAUCUGGACCACCAGGUGUUGGUGGAGAGCCAGGAAAAUUGGGCCCGAGAGGAGAGCGUGGUGAGAAGGGAGAGUCCGGGCAACCUGGCACCCCUGGUCCUCCUGGAGGAAAGGGACCCACUGGAGAUGACGGACCCAAAGGAAACCCUGGUCCUGUUGGAUUCCCUGGUGAUCCUGGACCCCCUGGUGAAGUUGGACCACGAGGUCAAGAUGGUGCUAAGGGUGACAGAGGAGAGGAUGGAGAACAAGGAGAAGCCGGCUCACCUGGACCAACCGGAGAGAACGGACCACCUGGACCUCCAGGAAAGAGAGGUCCUGCAGGGACAAGGGGACCGGAGGGCCGUCAAGGAGAGAAAGGAAGCAAGGGUGAUUCAGGUGCUCUUGGUCCUCCAGGAAAAACUGGCCCCGUAGGGCCACAGGGACAACCUGGAAAACCAGGAACUGAGGGUCUAAGAGGGUUGCCUGGAACAGUGGGUGAGCAAGGUUCUCCAGGUGCUGCAGGCCCUAAAGGACCUCCAGGACCUCUGGGUCCUCCAGGUUUGGCUGGUCUUCGUGGUGAUCCCGGUUCUAAAGGUGAGAAGGGACAUCCAGGUAUGCUCGGACUGAUUGGGCCUGCUGGAGAACAAGGAGAGAAGGGAGACAGAGGCAUGCCAGGACCUCAGGGAUCAACAGGACCCAAGGGAGAAACGGGUAUAUCUGGAGGAACUGGCCCACUUGGUCCUGCAGGUCCUGCUGGUAUGCCUGGCCCGAGGGGUGUCAAAGGAGCUAAAGGUGCCAGUGGUGGAGCUGGUCCUAAAGGAGAAAAGGGUGUACAAGGACCACCAGGACCACCUGGUCCCCCUGGUGAUGUCAUCCAGCCGCUGCCCAUUCAGAUCCCCAAGAAGUCUAAGCGCUCCAUCGACGCCAGUAAGAUUCUGUCUGAGACUGACGCUGAGGCUGCCGACACCACCGGCUCUGAGUUCCUGACUGGUAAUGAAGGAAUGGAGGAGAUCUUCGGCUCACUUAAUUCCCUGCGGCAGGAGAUCGAGAGCAUGCGCUUCCCAUUGGGCACAAAGGAGAGCCCCGCCCGCACCUGCCAGGAUCUUCACCUCAGCCAGCCAGAUCUGAAAGAUGGCGAGUAUUGGAUUGAUCCAAAUCAAGGCUGCGCUCGCGACUCUUUCAAGGUUUACUGUAACUUCACUGCCGGCGGAGAGACCUGCCUGUAUCCCAGCAAAGCAGUGGAGAAUGUAAAGACGAACUCUUGGACAAAGGAGAAGCCUGGGUCCUGGUUCAGUCAGUUUGCAAAGGGCAACAAGUUUUCAUAUGUAGACUCGGUUGGAGAGGCUGUGGGUGUUGUUCAGCUGGGCUUCUUGCGGCUGCUCAGUGUGCAGGCCAGACAGAACCUCACCUACCACUGCCAGCGCUCGGUGGCCUGGACUGACCAAACCACCGACGGCGGAUACCAGCGGGCACUGCGUCUGCAGGGGGCCAAUGAUGAGGAGAUCAGCUAUGAGACUAGCCCAUAUAUCAAAGCCCUCAUCGAUGGCUGCUCUUAUCGUAAGGGUCUAGACAGGACGGUGCUGGAGGUGAACACACCUCAGGUGGAGCAGCUCCCUCUGCUGGACAUCAGGAUCUCAGACUUUGGGGAGGACAAUCAGAAAUUUGGUUUUGAAGUAGGACCUGUCUGUUUCCUGGGAUAAACACACUCACACAGACACACACAUGCUGAGGGCAAGGGGAACACAAUCACCAAAACAAACACAUACACACAUUCACACAAAAACACACUCAAUCAUGCACUUAAAUAUACGACAAAUACAACCACACACAGAUGUGCCAACACAAGACAUUAAGAAGUGACACACAUAGACUCACACACACACACACAUUGUGAAUAAAAGUUGCACACGAACUACACACCCAGGGAAAAACACUCCCAGCAAUGAAUGGACAACACAAGAAGAGAGAAGAGAAAGAGGAGAGAGAGCCGUUCUCUCAGGAGAGAAGAGAUUGUGUCCAGUAACAGAAGUGUGUCGGAGCAGAUACUGCUGACCCUCCGCUUCGCUCCUACAGCUCCCGUCCCCACUGUCUGUCCUCCGGGACGUCCCGCUACUCCUACCUCCAUCAUCUAAAGUCCUCCAGUCCGCAGGUGCUACGCUUAAACUGAGGAACGUUUUUAAAUCCUGAAUGACACAGGCCACAUAUAUGAAAUCAAACCAAAGCCAUUUAUACUAGUGUAAAGAUGCUGAAUUUGAUAAUGUUGUACAUUUAUUAUAGAGUGACUCAAAUCUGUAUGAACUCCUGAUUUUUUUAAAGACAUGCCAACUUACCAGUCCAGUAUUUAUGGUGAAUUAUUAAGCUGGUUAUUGUUUCACACACUACCUUUUUAAACAAAUGAUAAGGUUUGCUUUUUAUCUGACCCACAGCAUUCAUUCAUUCAUUCACGAUGCCGGAACGGUGCAUUCGAAAUCCAUUUGUACAGAAAUAUUUGAACCUAUUUAUUAUGUAAUUGUGAAACAAGCAGGUGCUCGCAAGAAAACCACCAACACUCGCAGUACUAAACAACGUGGUAUUCGUCUGUAAUUACUUCAUGUAGUUUCCAUCACUUUAUUAAAUAUGUAAAUUAAACCCCAAGAAGCAAAUCCGCCUUCUCUGUAUGAUAUAUAUCCAUAUAUUUGCCUUUGAGCGAUGCUUUGGUGAUGAUGCUGCAUUAAUCCGGAGGUUCAGGAGAGUGUUUUUUAGGUGCUGAGAGUCUGGAGCGUCAGACAGCAGUGGAGAAGGGACAGCCAGAGGAAGAAACUGAUGGUGGUUUGUUGUUUUUAAUGUAUAUUUCUUUCGUUUUGGUUUUUUAAAACAAGGAUUGAGGAGAAGGAAAAGCUAUAAAAAUGAUUCGUGAACGAAAAGUUGUUUGUGUGGUUUUCUCACAAGGACAAUACUGCAAGGGUUGUUUUUGUCGGCGAAAGACGAACAUCUGUCUUUAUGGUGCUAAAACGUUUUCAAUGUAAGUACUUCAAAGUCUGUUUGUGUAAUAUAUAAUCUAUUUAAAGAGCUGUUGGACUCCUUUGUUGUUCUUUUGCCUGUUUGUUUACUGUUGUCACGUGCUAAUAUUUGAUCUGCUAAACUGAGAUCAUCAUCUAAACAGCCAUCAUGCGUAUGUCCAUCAAAUCACCUCUUAAAAUAUCAAUCUUUUAUUUGUCCUCCAGUUUUAUAAGUGUGGGUCUUCAACUGUUAACUGUUUCAAUUCUUUGACUUGUUGUUUUGGUCUAAAGUUCCCAUUAAACCACACAUCAACACA